Molecule: messenger RNA, 896 nt
Organism: Macadamia integrifolia
Lineage: Eukaryota; Viridiplantae; Streptophyta; Magnoliopsida; Proteales; Proteaceae
Product: arogenate dehydratase/prephenate dehydratase 1, chloroplastic-like
Exons: 4
Coding region: 219-896 (225 amino acids)
Biological process (GO): L-phenylalanine biosynthetic process
Cellular component (GO): chloroplast; cytoplasm
Molecular function (GO): arogenate dehydratase activity; prephenate dehydratase activity
Source: RefSeq, a predicted model, not a curated record
AGAUACUCCAAACCUCGAACAAUGAAAUGAUGAACGGCUGAACGCUAUCUGGUAGGGAAAACGUGUCGCCAAGGAUCUGUUCACCUACUUCUCUUUCUUUUCUUGCCCUUGAAUCGGCAAUCUCUUUCUACCCAAAUGAAAGAGAUCGAGUCUCUCCAUUAGUCCAUUGAGAUAGGUUUAGUCUGAAACUGUAUUUUGUGAACCAACACUUGUCUGUAAUGGCUUCUAAGGCUUUUGCUGUUUGGGGAUCUUAUGUUCCUCACGUGGGUAGGGGAGAUUCAGGCUCUAGGCGUGCUUGGUUUGCUUUGAAUUGGAAGAGGGACACUGAGAGGAGCUGUAAAUUGAGAUGUUUUGGUGUUUCCGGAGAUUUGUCUGCUCUUCUGGCUACAGAGCCUACUGAAGAAGAGAAUCGGGCGUUGCCAACGGUUGAAUUACAGCGGUUGAUUGAUCAGUAUGAAAAUAAUGAGCCUAGAAGAUCACAAAAGGAUAUGAACUCUCUUCCAAGACCAUUAUCUGUAACCAAUCUUUCCUCUUCAGCAAACGAUGGCUCGGAGGUGCGCGUAGCAUAUCAGGGGGUACCAGGUGCAUAUAGUCAGGCUGCUGCCCUCAAAGCAUAUCCCCAGUGUGAGACUGUUCCUUGUGAUCAGUUUGAAGAUGCAUUCAAGGCAGUUGAAUUAUGGCUGGUUGAUAAAGCGGUUCUCCCCAUUGAGAAUUCCUUAGGUGGGAGCAUCCAUCGCAAUUAUGAUUUACUUCUUUGCCAUAGGCUGCAUAUUGUGGGUGAGGUGCAGUUAGCUGUUAACCACUGCCUGGGACUACCUGGUGUGAGAAAGGAGGAGCUAAAACGUGUUUUAAGCCAUCCCCAAGUUAGUCAUUUUUUCUUUCCUCUUCCCCCAUAA